This is a messenger RNA of Betta splendens (Siamese fighting fish), 3657 nucleotides long. Its product is annotated as phosphatidylcholine:ceramide cholinephosphotransferase 1-like. Gene Ontology annotation, biological process: sphingomyelin biosynthetic process; ceramide biosynthetic process. The record is from RefSeq and is a predicted model, not a curated record. NCBI's taxonomy places the organism in Eukaryota, Metazoa, Chordata, Actinopteri, Anabantiformes, Osphronemidae. The transcript is spliced from 6 exons. Gene Ontology annotation, cellular component: endoplasmic reticulum membrane; Golgi membrane. Gene Ontology annotation, molecular function: ceramide cholinephosphotransferase activity; sphingomyelin synthase activity; protein binding. The coding region runs from base 491 to 1708 and encodes 405 amino acids.
GCGUUUUGUGUGUGUGUGUGUGUGUGUGUGUGUGUGUGUGUGUGCUCGGGGGCUUUAGGGUCUUUUUACGUUACGGGCAGCGAGGAGAGGGAUAAGUUUGGAAUAUUUCCGUUGACACCCGAAGGCAGCGCAGGUGACGGAAUGAAGGGAACUCCCCGCUUCUCCAGUGACAAACCGCCCACUGAUGAAAACACCACCGGACAGAUCCCUACCACAUUGCGGUGACAACCACAGCGAUUAGAAGAGGUUCUCAACGGCAUUUCGGCAGGGAGUGUGAAAUAAGAGGGGGUUGACCAGGUCCACCUGCCCAACGGUCUUUUAUCCAGACACUGCUUCAAGAGGAGGCUGGGCUCCCUCUGGGUGCAAGAACCACCAUGUGCCAAAACAGAAGAGGACUCACCAGUGCCCAUUAAUCCUUUUUUCCUGAGCUUCCCCUCUAGUCUGAGGACUCUCCUAGACUAGACAAGCGCCGUGUUGCCCACUGGCAAAGAUGAAGAAGGUGGCAACAUGGUCAGCAAAGGAUGUCUCCGACUGGCUGAGCAAGGAGGGCAUGCCAGAAUACAUAGACGCGCUCCAUCACACAGAUGGCCCUUCCCUGCUCACGCUCACCGAGGCAGAUUUCCACAGGCACCCCCUUUCGCUGGUUUCGUCUGACGGCGGGCUGCAGCUGUUGGAGCGAGUGGAGACGCUGCGGAUAGAGAAUCAUAUGGAGACUCACAAAAAUGGACACGCGAACGGGCACGCGGGGGGCAUGCCCAACGGGACGAUUAAGCCCCACAGGAACGGCACACUGGGAGGCAAGAAGGAGAUGGUCCACAUCCCCAUCCCCAUGGCGGAGACCAAGCACUGCUCCUUUCCUACAGAGUGGGGGAAGACGGGCAUAGCGUUCCUGUACGCGCUGGUGUGCUUCGUCACCACCACGGUCGUCAUCUCGGUGGUCCACGAGAGAGUGCCGUCGAAAGAGCACACCCCGCCGCUGCCCGACAAGUUCUUCGACCUGUUUGAUCGGGUAGAGUGGGCCUUCUCCAUCUGCGAGAUUAACGGCAUGCUGCUGGUGGGGCUCUGGUUGAUACAGUGGAUUCUCCUCAAGUACAGAUCGAUUAUCGGCAGGCGCUUCUUCUUCAUUGUGGGCACGCUCUAUCUGUACCGGUGUAUUACGAUGUACAUCACCACCCUGCCUGUUCCUGGCAUGCACUUCAAAUGCUCUCCAAAGCUUCUUGGGAACUGGGAGGCACAGGCGAGGAGAAUAAUGAAGAUGAUUGCUGGUGGGGGACUAUCCAUCACAGGGGCGCACACCAUGUGUGGGGAUUAUCUGUAUAGUGGCCACACUGUAAUGUUAACACUAACAUACCUCUUCAUCAAGGAGUAUUCUCCUAAGCGAUUCUGGUGGUACCAGUGGCUUUGCUUGGCCUUGAGCGCUGUGGGGAUUUUCUGCAUCCUCCUAGCCCACGAUCACUACACUGUGGAUGUGGUGGUCGCUUACUUCAUCACUACACGCCUCUUCUGGUGGUACCACACUAUGGCCAACCAACAAUCACUGAAGGAGACGUCGCAGAGUAACCCGUUCUCCCGGGUGUGGUGGUACAGACUCUUCCAGUACUUUGAAGAGAACGUCAACGGGACGGUCCCUCGCAACUACCAGCUGCCUUCAUGGCGAGCUUUACAGUGGAGCCGCGGCGUGAAGUACAGCAGACUGGACAUCCAGUGACUCCUCUUCACACAGCGGGCGACGACUGGGACUUCCACAAGUGCUGUUUCUUACCCAUGGAAGAUGGCACGGUUUAAUGUAGCGCUGUCCUUACACCUCCAGUAACAGAAACAUCCCUGUCCAGAUGGGUAGCACUGUGACCCACCUAGUAUUUUGUUUUGCAUAAUUAUGUAUGUAUGUAUGUAUGUAUAUUUCUUUUUCUCUCAUGGUAGUAUUUCUCAACAGAGCACAAAUUUAUAUUUGUCUCUUUUCCACUUUGUGGGCCACGCAACAACUUCUGCUUUUUGUAGCAGAUCUAUGAAGGACUCCAAAAAUCGUCUAAACUGGUAACGUUCACACAUUUUUGGCCAUAAGGACUUUUUCCCCUCAGCACAAACACACAUUUAAGGUAUUCUGUUCAGUUUCAGUGCAGAGUGUCAAUCAAAUAACCAAAAUGCCAUGAGCAUUAUUCUUUUUUGUAAACUGUCCUUGCUAAAAUAAGUAAAAGGUGCAAAAAUUAGUUUUUCUAAGUACUUCAAACUUUAUUUUUGAAGAACAAAUGAUGUCCAACAACAGAUUUUUAGAUUUUUAUCUUUUCCAAGAUAGAAACUGAGAGCAUAAGAAUCUAAUGGUAUAGCAUUAUUCCAGUGCCUUUCUUACCUUGAUUGUAAAACCGUUCAAGUACUACAUGUGUCUUGUGUGCUUCGUACCACAGCGGGAACGCAGCUGUGGUACGAGGUGGUACUUAUGUAACAUACUUGUUCCCAUGAAUGUACUACUACUCCAGCCUUACUAGAAGAUUGGUCUUCCCAAAAUUAAGUGCAGUGAAAGAAAUGUCCCGUUUAUUUAUUGAUACUUUGUGGUGUCAGUUUGUGUUUAGUUGGUUAAUGCUGUUCUAACAGGAAAAUGACUGUUAUUUGUAAUACUUUUGUCUGUAACAUUUCAUUUUUACCAGUCAGUCUUUAACCAACACCAGCCAUGUUCAAAGCCCAAUCACUGACAAAAAAAAAAAAGAUGGCAAGUUUUACUUUAACUCAUCAACGCUAUUUGCUAAAUGUCACUGCCUCAUUAAAUGUUUGGAAACAGAAUGAUUGGGAUACUGAGUUAAGUGGACCUGAACAUGGCUUGUGCAUCUGUGCUGCAUCUCAUGCCCAAUAAGAUGACACACAUGGUGUAGAGGAGUAUUACGUGUGAGCUGAGUUAAGGGAACAGUAGCUUCACGCAGAGUCUAUGACCGCUUGGUAAUAAACCUGUAGGUGCUUUGUGUGGUUGGUCUAAAUGUACCAAAUCAAGCUGCUUGGAGUCAGUGGCUUGUCUGCAAUACCUCCUAAGCUGGUCUUUCUAGACGUGACUUGCAGUUGGGGAACAAAGUAAGGCCUGAUGCAAACAGCUGGUGUUAAAUACAGUAUUUGACAACGAGUGUGGAAAUGUUGGUUUGGUAUUGAUAAUCCUAAUCAUGUACAUCUUUUAUUUGUACAGUUAUGACAAGUUAUUUAUGAAGCGCCUAUAGAGAAGAGUUAAUUCAUCCUACGAACCUUUGGUGUCAAUUAGUUUUGAAGGAAAUACUGCACUGAGCUUUAGAUUACAUAUGUUUAAAAUGAAUAAUCGAAAUUUGACAAGUGACAAAUUAAUAUUAUUAAUGUCUGAGACAAUUUGCCCUCCUUUCUGAAACGCUGUCUAAUCAUCUACCUUUGACAGCUUUUAAGAGCACAGUGGUUCCCCACAGGCUUAAGGUCCAGGCAUGGCUGUGUUAUUAUAUUAAUGGCCUAAAAGGCUGGAAUUUAGGUUUAUUUUCUGGUUCGCCAAUCAGGUUGGAUUACAUAUUUCUAAGAAAUAAGGGUUUGUCAUCUUGUAUGUUCCUCCAUAAGCUUCUCACCCUUUUUGUCCAUUUUACCGUAUAUACCAGAUGUUUGUAAGAUGUGAAGGCUUGUCCUUGGGACACUUUUGAAUAAAAGUUUUACUAUAAGGUA